AUGGAGACGUUUGGUCCGCACCAGCAAUCGAAGCAGUUUGUUUUGUGUUUUGAUGGGACGGGGAACAAGUUUGCUGGUGACGCUUCCGAUACGAAUCUCGUGAAGAUUUAUCGCAUGCUCGAUCGGAGCCAGAGUCACCAGUACCAUUACUACCAGCCCGGCAUAGGAACAUACGUGACGUCGCAUUCGCUCGGAAGUAAAGGCAGAUUAGAGCGGAUCAAAUCAGCCUACAAAAAAGCCAAAGAUGCCGCGCUGGGCUCAUCCUUCGACGAACACGUGCUGGGAGGAUACAAAUUCCUUAUGCGAUACUACGCUCCCGGCGACGACAUCUACUUCUUCGGCUUCAGUCGGGGAUCCUACACAGCCAGAUUCCUAGCAGAGAUGCUCGACUACAUCGGUCUACUGCAACGCGGCAACGAAGAGCUUAUUCGCUUUGCUUGGAAAACAUUUGCAAAGUGGCAACAUCGACGUGAUGCUACACAACAUGAUCAUGAAGAAAGGCAUAAACUUUUCAAAUUCAUGAAGGCUUUUCGGGAGACGUUUAGUCGGCCUGUCAGUCGGAUUAAGUUCAUGGGGCUCUUUGAUACGGUUAACAGUGUUCCGAUGUUUGAGAAUGCUUGGAUGGAGAGGAGCAAGUUUCCGUACACGGCGCAGACUACGGCGAGAGUUAUUCGCCAUGCGGUUUCUAUCGAUGAGCGUCGUGCCAAGUUCAGACAAGACUUGAUCUCGGAGGUUAAGCCUCUUGUGAAUACCCAUCCGCAUAUGCACAAGUUGAGACACUUGUUGUCGCGGGAGGAUGGUGAGAAAGCGAAUGUCCCGGAGAUUGUAGAGCCGGUCAACAACAAUGAAUCGAGGAAAGCGCGUCGAGCAUCUCGACAAGAGACCUAUGGUGAAGAAAUGCGAUACCGCGCACCAUCGCCAUCGCCGUCACUAACGCCAAUUCGGAGACCUAGCGCGGUCGACAUACCGACCCACAACGGCCUUUUGACUGAUAGAAUCUCACUCAAGAGCGCAGUCUCCGGGAAUUCUCUCCGCGUCCCCAAUUUGGACAUACCAGGCCACGAAGAGGACGAGCAUAAGCAAGACACUUCAGAGGUCUGGUUCCCCGGGCAGCACGGAGAUGUCGGCGGAGGCUGGAAACUCAACCCGAACGACCCAACCCCUCUCAGCCACGUUCCUCUAGUCUGGAUGGUAAAAGAAGCGCAAAUAGUCGGACUCGAAUUCGACCCCGAAAAGCUCAAGCGCUUCAACUGCUACGAAGCACCUUCCUACGAGAACGCGCCUGUCAGAGAACCCACCAUCACAAACAGCACCAGCACUUACCCUAGCCAGGAAACCGAUCAAGACCCAUUCCAAGAAACCCUCACCCGCACAAUGGACACCGGCAUCGCACACGACUGCCUAACAUACGGUGGUGGCCUCUCGUUCUUUUCAACAUUCUCCUGGCGAUUAAUGGAGUACAUGCCCUUCCGCAGAAUGGAUCUGCAAGCCGACGGAUCAUGGAAACCAAUUCGCUGGCCUCUGCCUUGUGGCGAAGUGCGCGAUAUCCCAGAAAACGCACAGAUCCAUAUUUGUGCUAUUCAUCGCAUGCAGAUAGAUCCGAACUACCGACCUGGGAAUCUGAUCAUUGGUGGUGGUGGAAGAGGUGUGAAGAGGGCGCCGGAGAGGUAUGGGAUUGGGGAAUGGGAGGUUUGUAUGCAUGAGGGGGAUCUUGUGAGACAAACGUAUGUGAGAAAGAAGGUUGAGAGUUCUUGUCUUGAUUCUUCUCAUGUGGAUGCUUGA
Molecule: messenger RNA, 1782 nt
Organism: Penicillium cinerascens
Lineage: Eukaryota; Fungi; Ascomycota; Eurotiomycetes; Eurotiales; Aspergillaceae
Product: T6SS phospholipase effector Tle1-like catalytic domain-containing protein
Exons: 2
Coding region: 1-1782 (593 amino acids)
Source: RefSeq, a predicted model, not a curated record